CAAUACUUUCUCCAUCUCACCUCUUUUACAUCUCUAUAGAGUGAGAGAGUGUAUUCAAGAUGGCCAGAGAUUUGUUCAACGUUCCAAUCUUCUUCAUCGUCUUUCGAGAGACGAUCGAAGCAGGUAUCAUCGUCUCGGUCUUACUUUCCUUCGUCGAACAGCUCAUGUUGACUGGUCGACUAUCUUAUAAACCCGUAUCAUCAAAUGAACAUGUCGGUCAUCAUUCCCCACCUCAGACUCCAGGGUUCGAGGACAGCAAAGAUCACAAGACUUUACCUCAGGAAAAUGAGAUGGAUGCGAGUUCGAGUAUCGAUGAUGAGGCCAGAGUUAAGGGUAUCGUACGUCGGAUGAGAAUUCAAAUUUGGGCUGGAGUAUUGGUUGGGUUCUUCAUCGCUCUUGCCAUUGGAGCGGCAUUCAUUGCGGUGUUUUACACUCAAGUCCGCGACCUGUGGGCCAACACUGAACAAAUCUGGGAAGGUGUAUUCUCCAUCAUUGCUGCCAUUAUCAUCUUCGUCAUGGGUCUCGCUUUCCUCCGUAUGGAUCGUUCGCGUAUCAAAUGGCGUUACAAGCUUGCCGCAGCUUUCGACAAAUCCCAAGCCAAAGCUUUGGGGUCCUUGAACGAGGAAGACAGAAACGAGGGGAGAGGGGGUAAAUGGGCUUUGUUCUUAUUACCUUUGAUCACUGUCAUGCGUGAAGGUUUGGAAGCUAUCGUCUUUGUCGGUGGAGUAUCUCUCAACGUCACCGCAGCAUCUAUCCCCAUCGCCGUCAUCGUCGGUCUCAUAGCUGGCAUCGUCGUCGCUUACAUCAUCUACCGCACUGGAUCCACAACCACCCUUCACUGGUUCCUCAUCGGUUCCACCACUUUCAUUUUCCUCAUUGGUGCUGGUCUCGCUUCCAAAGGUGUGGGAUAUUUCCAGUAUUACGUCUUUGCGAAAGGUGUUGGUGGUGAUGUGGCCGAGACGGGCGAUGGACCUGGUUCUUUCCAGGUGAAAGGGAAUGUUUGGCAUUUGACGUACGGGAAUCCCGAGACUGGAAGUCCUACGACAAACGGUGGUUGGCAGAUCUUUAACGCCAUCUUUGGCUGGAACAACACCGCCACCCUCGGUUCCAUCCUCACCUACGUGUUCUUCUGGAUCGCAGUCAUCGCCGUUCUCAUCUUUAUGAAAUGGCAAGAAGGUCGUGUCAGUUUCUUCGGCAAACGAUCUCAGGCCGCUCAUAGGAUGGAAGCUGCCCGUGUGGCGAGGAACGAACGUCUGGCUCAACACACUCAUGUGGCUGAGUCGUCAUGAGUCACUUAACCUACCCGUAUCAUUUUUGGGUAGAGGUGGUCGUCCUUUUCUCUUUAGUGUUUGAGAUAGGAUCGGAGUGAGAGUGAUAUGUCAUGAGUGACAUCAUUGGCAAUCAAAAUCGUGAAUGGCUAGAUAUGAAGGUGUUUAGGGGAUAGGUGAAUAAUUCAAAGGGUGUUGAUAGAAUUUUGGAUGAAUCUUGUCGCCGAGUUG
Molecule: messenger RNA, 1499 nt
Organism: Tremella mesenterica DSM 1558
Lineage: Eukaryota; Fungi; Basidiomycota; Tremellomycetes; Tremellales; Tremellaceae
Exons: 6
Coding region: 60-1289 (409 amino acids)
Biological process (GO): iron ion transmembrane transport
Cellular component (GO): plasma membrane; high-affinity iron permease complex
Molecular function (GO): ferrous iron transmembrane transporter activity
Source: RefSeq, a predicted model, not a curated record